AUGGAAUCUUGGAUAAGUGUCUACGGGCUACUAGCCGCCUUGAUGGGCAUGCUAGUUGAGGUUGCAGAAUUCUGGAAAACGAAAAUUCUCUCAUGGUGGAUUUCUCGGUCGCCUAAAGAUGAGCUGUUCGACAAGCUGGCGACAGCAGAGACGUUCGAUGAAUGGCAGGCGGCGGCGUUUCGUCUGGAUGAACUUUUAAGUCAUGAUCUCUGGCGCCAAAACCCUGUCAGCAAACACUAUGAUCAUCGACUCAUAGUUGGCAGACUGGAAGCUAUCGUUCACUCUAGAGAGGAGGAGGAUGUCCUCACGCUUGUCAAUCUCUUGAGAUCCGGGCUUGUUCGCAAUCUGGGCAAUAUCGCUUCCCCGAAAUUGUUCAACCACGCAUUCGCAGGCACUAAACUGCUCAUCGACGACUACAUCACUCAGGUUGCGCGUUCCAUUAAGUACGUUGCUGCGCUAGAGACAGCAUCUAUUCACGAUAGUGGGUUCACAUCCCAAGCCAAGCUUGAACUUUUACACGACGCACGACAGGCCUUUGGCAGAUCGACGCUCGUACUUCAAGGAGGCUCCAUUUUCGGACUAUGUCACCUUGGAGUCGUCAAGGCAUUGCACCUUCAAGGACUCCUUCCGAGAAUCAUCACAGGAACAGCUACUGGCGCUCUGGUUGCUGCUUUGGUUGGAGUUCAUACAGAAGAUGAGCUCUUGGAUUUCCUAGAUGGCGACAGCCUCGAUCUGACAGCCUUUGACCGUGCCAGGAAAUCCGAUCCCGGUGAGGAUGUCAAUGGGAUUGUCGUAAACGAACAAGAGGGAUGGACUGAGAUACUGAAAAGGCGGGUGAAGCGGUUCCUUCGAGAAGGAUCUUUUUUCGACAUUCGGAUUUUGGAAGAAUGCGUGCGAGCCAACGUGGGCGAUAUGACUUUCGAGGAGGCCUAUAAGAAGUCCAAGAGGAUACUUAAUAUAACCGUAGCUACCUCAGCAAAGAGUGGCUUCCCCAACCUCUUAAACUAUCUGACUGCUCCGAAUGUGUUGAUAUGGUCUGCUGCUCUUGCUUCAAACGCAUCUACCACAAGCCUGUAUCACCCUGUAAAGCUGUACUGCAAGAAUGACUCAGGGGCAAUAAUUGCAUGGCCGCACUCUGAGGAUAUUAUCUUCAAGUCCUGGCGCCAGACGACUUACACGGAUCGGGAGUCACCACUGGCCCGUAUUGCUGAGCUCUUCAAUGUCAACCAUUUCAUAGUGUCUCAGGCACGUCCAUACGUUGUCCCUUUCCUUCGGUCAGACCUUCAGCGCCCCGAUCAAAGACAGGGCAGCGUCUCACAAUCCAUCAUGCGUCUUGUCCUUGUGGAAAUCUUCCACCGGCUGAAGCAGCUCGAUUAUCUUGGUCUCCUCCCCACUGGCCUGCGCCGGCUACUUAUCGAUGAGACUAUCCCGGGUCCUAACCUGACCAUUCUUCCAGAUCUCUCAUUAGCAGAUCUGACCAAGCUCCUCCACCGCCCAAGCAAAGAGGGGCUGCGAUAUUGGAUCCUGCGCGGUGAACGGGGGGUCUGGCCUGCAGUCAGUGCCCUCAAAGUUCGCUGUGCUGUUGAAAUCGAGUUAGACAAGGGGUAUCAAGUUGUCCGGAGACGUAGAGACAGCUCAUCAGAGUCUGGACGCACGCAACUAGAUCAUGCGGAGGACGAGGAAGAGUCCGUCAUUAGAAGACGCAGGGCUUUGAGUUUCGAUGUAGCCCAGGGGAGACACUUUGCCAUGUCCAGUUCCCCAUAG
Molecule: messenger RNA, 1764 nt
Organism: Paecilomyces variotii
Lineage: Eukaryota; Fungi; Ascomycota; Eurotiomycetes; Eurotiales; Thermoascaceae
Product: putative patatin-like serine hydrolase
Exons: 4
Coding region: 1-1764 (587 amino acids)
Biological process (GO): lipid metabolic process
Molecular function (GO): triacylglycerol lipase activity
Source: RefSeq, a predicted model, not a curated record